GAUUACGUCUUUGACUGACAACUGUCACAUCUUGACACCGAACCAACAACCAAUCCUCGUACAAAAUCCAACGGCAUAACCUGCCACCUCACUACACAACCAUGCACCCUUACCUCACACUAUAACUACACCCUCCCCUGUAUCCCCCUCUAAAACCCUCCUCCUCCUUGCUCCUCUCUUAUUAUUAUUUUCUCAAAAAAUUCUCUCUAGAAAUGAGAAAAUGGCUGCCAGAGCAAUUUUCAGAAGGAAUAAAUUGGCUUCUUACUACUUCAAUCCUUCGUCAACUCGUUCUCUUCAGAGUUUCCAGUCCAUCGCCGAUGCACUCCACUCUUCCGAUUCCCGAUGUUUUAGCUGUCCGGCGAGUUACCAUUUUAAUUCCGACGAUCGGUUGAGAGAAACAGUGAAAAAAGCCGAAUAUUUUGGAUAUUCUGGUGUAAGAAAUGUUGGGUAUUGCUUUAAUGGGAGUUUGGUCGGUCCGCGUUUUGUGGAUGGGAGGUUUAGGUUGGGAGAUGGAAUUUUAGUUCGGUAUGCGUCGACGGUGGCGGUCAAGAGGUUGCCGCCGGAGUAUGACAGUGAUGACGAGGAGGGUAAGGAAAUGGUUGGUAAGAAGAGGAAAGAGGCGUCAGCGGAUGAGUGUGAUCAAGCGGUGGAGGGAUUGAGUUCGGCGAAGGCGAAGGCGAAGGCGAAGAGGUUGAAUGAAUCUAUGAAAGCUGAGAAGUCGGUUUUGCAGAGAACUUGGGCUGCUCUUCUUGGUCUUGGCCCGGCUUUACGAGCUGUAGCGUCGAUGAGCAGGGAGGAUUGGGCGAAGAAACUUGUGCACUGGAAGCAUGAAAUUGUGUCGACAUUGCAGCAUUAUUGGUUAGGGUUUAAGCUAUUGUGGGCUGAUGUGAGGAUUAGUUCGAGAUUGUUGUUAAAACUUGCGGGUGGGAAGAGUUUGUCGAGGAGGGAGAGGCAACAGUUGACGAGAACUACUGCAGAUAUUUUCAGAUUAGUUCCAUUUGCUGUUUUUAUCAUUGUUCCGUUCAUGGAGUUUCUGUUACCGGUGUUUUUGAAGUUGUUCCCUAACAUGUUGCCAUCUACAUUUCAAGACAAGAUGAAAGAGCAGGAAGCAUUGAAAAGGAGGCUAAAUGCAAGAAUAGAAUAUGCCAAGUUUCUUCAGGAUACAGUGAAAGAAAUGGCUAAGGAAGUUCAGAACUCACGAAGUGGAGAAAUUAAGAAAACUGCUGAAGAUCUUGAUGAUUUUUUGAACAACGUUAGGAGAGGCUCCAUUGUUUCUAAUGAUGAAAUUUUGGGCUUUGCUAAGCUUUUCAAUGAUGAAUUAACUUUGGACAAUAUCAGCAGGCCUCGAUUGGUCAAUAUGUGCAAAUACAUGGGAAUCAGUCCUUUUGGAACAGAUGCGUAUUUGCGUUACAUGCUCCGCAAAAGACUCCAGAGGAUUAAGAAUGAUGACAGGUUAAUUCAAGCAGAGGGUGUGGAGUCUCUUUCGGAGGCUGAACUCCGUGAAGAUUGUAGGGAGCGAGGCAUGCUUGGAUUGCUCUCAGUUGAAGAAAUGCGGCAACAGCUUCAUGAUUGGUUGGAUCUGUCUCUCAAUCACUCUGUGCCAUCUUCCCUUUUGAUCCUUUCAAGGGCCUUCACUGUAUCUGGAAAAUUGAAACCUGAGGAAGCUGUUCGGGCAACACUAUCUUCCUUACCUGAUGAGGUUGUGGAUACUGUUGGUGUUACUGCUUUACCAUCUGAAGAUUCUGUUUCAGAAAGAAGAAGGAAACUGGAAUACCUUGAGAUGCAGGAAGAAAUGAUCAAGGAGGAAGAAGAGGACGAGGAAGAAGAGCGUGCCAGAAUGAAAGAGUCUAAAGUUAGUGAAGAGGAUGUAGCUUUGAAAGAGAUGACCCUGUCAACAGCAAGAGAAGCGCAAGAACUGGCUAGAGCAAGUACAUUGGAGAAACAAGAGCAUCUCUGUGAACUUAGUCGUGCAUUGGCUGUUUUAGCUUCAGCAUCUUCAGUAAGCAGAGAGCGUGAGGAGUUCCUGGGCCUUGUCAACAAGGAGAUAGAACUUUAUAAUAGCAUGGUAAAAAAAGAGGGAAAUGAUGGUGAAAAGGAGGCUGUUAAGGCAUAUAGAGCUGCCCGAGAGGAAACUGAUCGAGCUUCUGAAGCGGAUGAACGAGAUGAGGUUUCUUCUGCACUAAUAGAAAGGGUUGAUGGCAUGCUCCAAAAUCUUGAGAAAGAAAUUGAUGAUGUGGAUGCCAAAAUUGGUGAUCGUUGGCGAAUACUCGACAGGGAUUAUGAUGGGAAAGUUACUCCUGAGGAGGUGGCAGCUGCUGCGAUGUACUUGAAGGAUACAUUAGGCAAGGAAGGCAUCCAAGAACUCAUCAGCAAUCUUUCCAAAGAUAGAGAUGGAAAGAUUCUUGUGGAAGACAUUGUCAAAUUAGGCAGUUGGACGGAAGAUGCCAAAGCAACUGAAGAGAGGGAGAUGUAAAAAAAUUUUCCUUCAAAUUCUUUCCUGCUGUUGUCUGGAUAGUACCCUACCUGACGAAUAGUUUAUUUAACGAUAAAAUGGCAUGCCAUCUAAUGUGAUUAGGACCCGUAGAAGAGUUUUUGAGCAAUUUUUUUGACGUGGGGCUAUAUACCUGACCCAUAUCUGUUAGGGUCAUAUAUAGAAGUAACCCUGGUUUUCCCAGCUCAUUGAUAAAGCUGGACAUGCUUGCUAGUGCUGUAAAAGUGAAUUCUGAUGAAUAUAUAAAUGAUAUAGGUACACAGUACAGAACAAGAAAUCGAUAUACUGGGUGUGACAGUAAUAUCUCGUGCCUUAGGAAAUAAAAUGCUCUGUGCACGUUUAUUCUUCA
Molecule: messenger RNA, 2840 nt
Organism: Populus nigra (black poplar)
Lineage: Eukaryota; Viridiplantae; Streptophyta; Magnoliopsida; Malpighiales; Salicaceae
Exons: 14
Coding region: 221-2473 (750 amino acids)
Biological process (GO): intracellular monoatomic cation homeostasis
Cellular component (GO): mitochondrial inner membrane
Molecular function (GO): ribosome binding; calcium ion binding
Source: RefSeq, a predicted model, not a curated record